Molecule: messenger RNA, 306 nt
Organism: Arctia plantaginis
Lineage: Eukaryota; Metazoa; Arthropoda; Insecta; Lepidoptera; Erebidae
Source: the annotation of a GenBank genome assembly
AUGGUUGUUGCUCCGAGGCGGUCCGUGUUCAGAGAUGCAGCUGCAGUUGCGGGAGGCGUCACUGUGGGCACCACUAUGGGACAUUUGGCCGGUGAAGCUAUAACGAGUUUAUUCGGUGGUGGUAGAAGACAACAAGUUGAACAAGCACUACCACCUAACUAUAAUUAUGAUCAAGAGCCAAGUGGCCCAUGUGCCUACGAAAUAUCGCAAUUUUUGAGCUGUGCGACAAAUAGACCAAAUAUAGAGGAAUGUGAAGGUUUCAAACAAGCACUUCUCGAAUGUAAACGACGCAACCGCAUACCCUAG